Peronospora farinosa is the source of this 732-nucleotide messenger RNA. Lineage: Eukaryota; Oomycota; Peronosporomycetes; Peronosporales; Peronosporaceae. The record is from the annotation of a GenBank genome assembly.
AUGAGCGACGACAUUUUAGACAACAUGUCUCUCUCGGACGACGAAAUGCUCGACAGCUUAGCAGACGAUAUGCUGAUGGAGAUGAUGGAAGACAUGGAGCAACCAGCGGCGAUAUCAACCCCCGCUGUAUCAAGCUCAUGGUCUCAAGGAUCAGUGUCAGUCCCCAGCACUGUGAUUCCUCCAGCCAACAUGCCGGAUCUGGGUCAAAUGAUGUCUCAAAUGAUGCCCUUGAUGUCCCAAAUGUUUAGUGGGAAUGCCGGUGUCAACCCGAUGCUUGGAGGUGGUGCCAAUUCGUUGCAGCAAGCACCAAUCUCAUGGCAGGAGCUCGUGAAGCGUCAUGUACCAAGCAACGAGCAGGAAGAUUGGCUCACGACCAUCGACAAGGACGCGACCAAGCUGUACAUUUCCACUGCUUCUAAGAGUCUCAUUAAGCCACACAGUCGCUCUUACCGCACGACGGCAUCGCCAAUGCCCAACGUGUACAUGGAAGUGGGCACGAUGCUGGCCAACAUGCUAAACGAGGCGGUGCGCUCUGCUCAAUUGGAGCACAAUCGGCAGUGGCAGGAGUUAAAGGAUGGCGUCGUGUCGCAUCUUGCACAAACUGGGAUGACGAAGGUGUUUGAAAACAAGUUCAAGGAGAUGCUACGACAGCGCGUUGCUAAUGAUCCAGACUAUCUGGCAGAGAAAGACAGCGAUCGCUAUCGCAACAUAACAGAAGCACUCUCAGUAUAA